Messenger RNA from Owenia fusiformis, 2130 nucleotides. Lineage: Eukaryota; Metazoa; Annelida; Polychaeta; Sabellida; Oweniidae. The record is from the annotation of a GenBank genome assembly.
AUGAAGCAUGGACUCGCGUACGGGUUUGCGAUUCUUUGGCUCAGUUGUUUUUCAGUUUCUAGAGCUGGAAAUCUAGAAAAGGCAAUACAACUCUUGAUUGAAAAACUGAAAAUCGAUCUGAAAGAAGAUUCCUCUAGCAUCAGAGACGUGGUGUCAAAUCUUCGAGACGUGGUGUCUAAUCUAAGAGACGAUGUGUCUAAUCUAAGAGACGAUGUGUCUAAUCUAAGAGACGAUGUGUCUAAUCUAAGAGAUGGUCAAUCGGAUAUAAGAGACAUUAAUUUUAUAUUGAUGAAGCAUUUAGAUGAACGCAUAAGUGGCAACAUCGUCAUAAAUGAUACUAAAGCUGAUAUUCCAGUUAUCUCUGACGCGUGUUCUAAGGCAGCAACAAUGUUUGAAACAAUUCAGGAUCAGUUAAGGAGUUUCCCAAAAAAGUGUCCCUUUGAUGUUGGAGGUAAUUGCAGCAAGGCAUUUGGGGCAGACACUGUAAAGGAAGAUCUUGAUAUGUUGAAAGAACAAAUGAAGAAACUAGCAGAUGUAUGCAAGACAGAAUCAGAUGUCGAAAUAUAUAAAGAACCAUGUACCAAUGCCACUUUGUCUAUAUCAGAGGAUUGCUUUGGACGACCUGAUGGUGUUCAUAUAAUUCUUACCAAAAGAGGAAAACAAUUUCUUGCAAUGUGUGAAGCUGGGUGGCUUAUCAUUGCACAUCGUUACGAUGGAAGUGUAGAUUUCAAUAAAGUCUGGGAGUCCUACAAACUUGGCUUUGGCAAAGUCUGGAAAGAACACUUCAUAGGAUUUGAAAAUAUUCUUUCUUUAUUGCAACAGAAGAGAUAUAAAGCUAGGUUUGACCUCACCACAUGGGAGAAUGAGACAGGAUACGCUGAAUACCAUACAUUUGACAUUAAUGAUGAGAAAUACAAAUACAGAAUAAACAUCGAUGGUUAUAGUGGUACAGCAGUUUCUAGAGCUGGAAAACUGGAAAGCGCAAUACAACUCUUGAUUGAAAAACUGAAAAUUGAUCUGAAAGAAGAUUCCUCUAGCAUAAGAGACGAGAUAGCAAAUCUACGAGAUGAUGUCUCAAAUCUACGCGAUGAUCAAUCAAAUUUACGAGAUGGUCAAUCGGAUAUCAGGGACAAUAUUUUUGAAAUGAAGAAACAGUUGGAUGAACAUACAAAUGACAACAUCGCAAAAACUGACACUGACCCUAAGGCUGAUGAUCCAGUUUUCUCAGAUGGUUGCAAUAAGUCAACAACAAUGUUUCAAACGAUCCAGGAUCAGUUAAAGAGCUUCCAACAAAAUUGUCCCAAAGAUGAGAUCUCUGUCAGUCGUCCUGUUGAUGAUGGAGAACCAUGUAACAAUGCCACUUUGCCUGUAUCAGAGGACUGCUUUGGACAAUCUGAUGGUGUUCUUAUUAUUUUAAACAAAAUAGGAAAACCAUUUCUUGCAAGGUGUGAAGCUGGGUGGCUUAUCAUUGCACAUCGUUACGAUGCAAGUGUGGAUUUCAAUCUAGACUGGGACUACUAUAAACAUGGUUUUGGCAAUAUCUGGAAAGAACACUUCAUUGGAUUGGAAAAUAUUGUGUCUGUGUUGCUCCAGAAGAGAUACAAAGCCAGGUUUGACCUCACAACAUGGGAGAAUGAGACGGGAUACGCAGAAUACCAAACCUUUGACUUUAAUGAUAAGAAAGACAAAUACAGAAUAACAAUCGAUAGUUAUAGUGGUACAGCUGGUGAUUCAAUGAAAUAUUCCAACCAUAUGCGAUUCACCACAAAGGAUUCUGAUAAUGAUAACUAUGUUGGUAAUUGUGCCUUGGUUUUUGGCGAACCCCAUUGGUAUGACACAUGUGGUAAUGAUGUCAAGGGCUCUAUCUUUGGUAUGUACUCAAAGACUCCGAAAUGUUCAAAAGAAAAGAAAGAAGAGACUGUACUGUGUAUGUAUAGCUCCUGUAGAAUGUUAGUUGUAAAACAUGAUGCCUUGGACACCUGCUCAAAAGACAAUUGUGCUAGGAAGAAAAACGCAUUCAGUGGUGACUACAACUGCAAAAAACUGAAUAACUUCCUAACCAUAGUGUUUUGGCUCUUCAGAUUUGGCACAAAUCAUCUUCAUUCACUGUAUGGUAAAUCUAUAGAGUGA